AUGAGCGCAGCUACUAAAGCCACCCAAGAGCCCAUCGCCCAGACCAACCUUCGGCAGAGACGCGGCGCCCAGGCUGAGGAUGAAAACGAAAGUCCAACAGCUCAAGACGGGAUCGUCCAUGCGGCCGCGCAAGACGAGCGAUCGGAAGGUCAGGAACAAGCCAAGAUCAGACAGGCCAAAAAGAGCUAUGGCCGCACUCCUGACGGAACCGUUUUCACGGUACCCACCACCCACGACAUGGUCUCGCAGCUUCUUGAUCCUCGCCAGCCCAAGAACUUGAGCGAUAUCAUCGUGCUGGCCAUUCUGGGCAUGCACAUACUUGCCGCCUACGCGCUGCCGUCUCACCUCAAGCGCCCCGUAUUUGCCGCCAUAUUCAUCUUCUGGCGCGCCUCGUACAACAUCGGCAUCGGCAUUCUCCUGCACGUCCAGUCCCAGCACAGGCUACUCGUCGUCAAGGCCAAGAAAUGGGGCCUGUUUGAGGAUCCUGCAUCCGGCAAGAAUCCCCGGCCGUGGCUCUAUCACCUUCUCAAACGCGAGCUUGAGGCCAAGAUCCCCGAGGACUACAAGAUGGAGGAGGCCCCUAUCGAGUACAAUACCUGGCUUCUUUUCCGUCGCGUGGUCGACCUGAUCCUCAUGUGCGAUUUCGUCUCUUACUGUCUCUUUGCCGCCGUGUGCGGCUCUACUCCAGCCGGCGAGGCCCCGUGGGCCACCGUCGCCCGCUGGGUCACAGGCUGGGUGCUUGUUGGCCUCAACUUGUGGAUUAAGCUCGAUGCUCACCGCGUCGUCAAGGAUUUUGCCUGGUACUGGGGUGACUUCUUCUACCUCAUUGACCAAGAGCUCACUUUUGACGGUGUUUUCGAGCUGGCCCCUCAUCCCAUGUACUCGAUUGGCUACAUCGGCUACUAUGGCAUAUCCAUGAUGGCUGCCAGCUACGAUGUGCUUUUCAUCUCCAUCCUAGCCCAUCUUGCCCAGCUCAUCUUCCUCGUCGUGGUCGAGAACCCACACAUUGAAAAGACGUACAACCCUCCUCCUCCUCGUAGCGCUGGCCAGAUGCAGUCGCUGGAUGGACCGAAAGACGCCGAUUCCGCCGCGAGGGAUUCUCCUGCGACGGUUCACAACAUGCUUGGCUUCAAGAACAUUGACCUGUUCCGCGUGCCGGAUUACACUACAAUUCUGCUCUGCAUAUAUCUCGGUGUGCUCUCGCUCGCAACCCCGAAAACAGAGUUCUGGCAAGCAGCCUUCAUAGUCCACGCCGUUCUCUGGCGCCUGUGGUUCUCCUUGGGUCUCGGCUGGAUCUUGACUUUCCAGUCCAAGGAGAAGAGGUUCACCAGGCACUUUGUCAAGUACGGCGAGAGCGCCGGUGAGGCGUGGAGGCAGUGGAAGGGCCUCUACCACGUCAGCACCGUUAUGUGCCACGGUUCGUUCAUCGCAGCUUGCUGGAAGAUGUUUACGGUACCUGCCGAUUGGACGCAGGAAUGGGCGAUUCUCAAGCACGUCGUGGGAGCCGGGCUGGUUUCUCUUCAGAUCUGGACUGCUGUGAGCAUAUACGACGAGCUGGGCGAGUUCGGCUGGUUCUUUGGCGACUUCUUCUUCAACAGCGGUGCCAAGCUGACGUACAGAUCCAUCUAUCGCUUCCUCAACAACCCCGAGCGCGUCAUGGGCUCUCUAGGUCUGUAUGGGGCAGCUCUCAUCACCUGGAGCAGAGCCAUCUUCGUCCUUGCACUCAUGAGCCACCUGCUCACGCUUGCCUUUAUUUCAUACGUCGAAAAGCCUCAUAUGCAAAAGAUCUACGGCCAGAGUAUUCGCGAGGAGGCUGGCCUGACCAAAUUUGUCAAGCGGUCCCUGCCCCCGCCAGUAAAGGAGUGGUCUGAGAGCGUGGACAAGGUCCUGGAUGAUGCCAAGGCGUUUGUCGAGGACUUUGUGGAGUCGGCCAGACCCAAACUUGCCGCUGGAGUCUCGACGAUUGUACGCGACACCACAGCCCUCUUCAACACCUAUCCCGCACGUCUCACCAUCUCGCAGCUGAACCCGUCACUCGCAGGCCUGGACCCCAAACAAUACUCUCUGUCCCUGGAGGGCACCGUGGCGCAAAAGGCUGCCAGUGAACGUUCGACCGGCAAGGAGAGCAUCCAAGGCAGGUUCCCCAAGGACGUCAAGACACUGGUGCUGGAGUAUGGUGCGCCUAUCAGGGUCAAGUGGACGGCACCUGCAAACCACAGCAAGAACGACUGGGUCGGGCUCUACAUGGUGAUCGACAACAGGUCCAGGGAAGUUACCGAGGUGCCCUCCCAGGGUCGCUGGGUGCCCACUUGCCCCGGGGUUUACGACCGUGCAACCGAUGGCGGCAUCGUGACUGCGGACCAGCCGCUGGCCGACCAGCCUGACAUGGUCCAGGGAGAGAUGAUAUUUGAGGGAGACAGGCUGUGGUGGACCCAGGGCACUUUCGAACUAAGAUACCACCACGACGGCUCUUACAAUGUCAUGUCGGUAUCGGAGCCUUUCGAGAUCAAGAUUGGGCGAUUCGAUGAGAACUUGGACGAGGAGGUCUUGGCCGGCGGUGGCGAUGUUUACGAACGAGCCGUCGAGUCGGAACUUCUGCCAUUGGUGCGCAACUGUCUCGACCGCGACCCGGAGGUUGCCCCAAGCACCGUGGACGAGCCGUUUGGAAGCCUGGUCGAACGCGAUAGCAAGUAUGCCAAGAGGGUGGUUUAUGCGAUCCACCACAUGUUUGGUAUCGAGUUCGCACCCGCAGUUGUUCCAGCGGACGGGAAUGUCAGGAAGCUGGCGUGGCGCAUUUGCAAUGCCAAACAAGUCCUUGCUCCUUACAGCAUGUCAAAAUCCCGAGGAACUACGACGCCCAUUGGCGAGAAAUUUCUUGAGACUCCUUGA
Messenger RNA from Pyricularia pennisetigena, 2889 nucleotides. RefSeq lists its product as uncharacterized. The transcript is spliced from 2 exons. Gene Ontology annotation, biological process: phosphatidylcholine biosynthetic process. The coding region runs from base 1 to 2889 and encodes 962 amino acids. NCBI's taxonomy places the organism in Eukaryota, Fungi, Ascomycota, Sordariomycetes, Magnaporthales, Pyriculariaceae. The record is from RefSeq and is a predicted model, not a curated record. Gene Ontology annotation, molecular function: phosphatidylethanolamine N-methyltransferase activity.